ACAGCUUGAGGAUAGAAAGUGUAAAGAUCAGAAGCAGAAACUUUAAAGAGUAACAAUGGAGAAGAACCAAGCUGCUGGUGCCGGAGAACGUGUGUACGAAGACAUCGAACCAGUCGCUGAAUGGGUUUCCGAGCCCGAAUUCGACACCCUUAUCGUCUACCUACCGGGUUUCAAAAAGGAACAACUGAAGGUUCAAAUGACCUCAACACAUAAGUUGAGAGUUCUUGGGGAAAGACCAGUUGGGAGUGAAGAUACCAAAUGGAUUAGAUUCCGUAAGGAAUUCCCUAUUUCCCCAAACUACGACACCAACAACAUCAUCGCACGAUUUGAAGGUGGGACCCUUUUCAUCAAGCAUCCCAAAAUCAAGAUCACAUCAACGGCUGAUAAUAAUAAGAUCAACGGUGAUCCUCGUCAACAGAUUCCUGCACCUUCUGUAUCGAAUCAGAACUCGAAAACUCAUGGCAAUGCACAAACUCAACCCAGUACCGUAAAUGAAAAGGAGAAGAAGACGACUCAGCAAACCAAAACCCAGAAAGCUAAAGAAAAAGCUCCGAAGACUUCAAUGGCGAUGGAGGAGAAACCGAGAAAAGAUUCUGAUCAGAAAGGUUCUGAUAGGAAAUAUCAGGAGAAUGAUCAGAAGGGAAUCGUGGGUUCUAAUGGAAAAGAGCAGAGAAAGGAGAAAACCGCUCAAAGUUUCAAAUCCAAGAACGAACAAGAACAGACUUCAAAGACCAGUAUGGCCACGGAGGAUGAUCAGAAACCAGGAAAAACUGAUCAUGAUGCUCCGAAGGAAAAAUCUGACGUGGGUUCUGACGAUGGUAAGCAUGAGAAUCAGAAGGUGACGGGGAAUGAAAAAGGAAAGAGUACGGCCAUUGAUUCUGCAAGAAGUAGUGAGAUUAACGGAAGGUCUAAGUUGAAGAUGAAGGAUGGAACAACUAGGGUUUUGCUUUGGGCGAGGGAGAGGAAGAACGGAAGGGAAGUGAUGAAUCUGGUUGUGGCUGUUUUAUUGAUAAUGGUGAUGGGGAUAUAUGCUUGGAAUGCUUUCAAGUCCAUUCCAAAAUCCGAAAAUAAUUAGUUUGUAAAGUUCUUCACCAGUUCA
Molecule: messenger RNA, 1099 nt
Organism: Carica papaya (papaya)
Lineage: Eukaryota; Viridiplantae; Streptophyta; Magnoliopsida; Brassicales; Caricaceae
Biological process (GO): cellular response to heat
Source: RefSeq, a predicted model, not a curated record